CGAAAGCUCGGCGGCUCAGUCAACUUUCGGUCGUCGACGCGUUCGCAACGUUUGUUCGCUCUUUGGUAAGCUCGGCAGGCAGGGGGUAAGCAACAGCAGCAGAAGAAUUGCAUCAAGCCAUUGGCCACUGGUUUUACUUUGUGCCAAGGUCUUUUGCUCAGCUCGGUUCGGCGGUGGUCGGCGCUUUUUCUUGCUGCUUUUAACUAGUUUACCUACUUAAUUCACGUGUUGGUUUGGUCAUUUUGUGAAUCAUCAAUCAACGGCAGCAGCAGCAGCAGCAGCAGCAUCCAAAGUUUCAUCGGAAGCGUUGAGGUUUUGUUUUGGGUUGUGCACACUUAUCAGCUGCCGAAAGUGAGAGUGCCUGACGUCGUCAUCGUUCAGUGUGUUUCUGGUUCUGCUGGUGCCUGCAAGUGAGAGAAGAGAAACAAAUAUCACCAACAAACCCCGAUCGCAAGAUGAGCAGCGGCGUUGAUGAGAUUCUCACCUUCAAGCGCAAUCCGGAUGAGGACUUUUACGCGUUGCUUAAAUGUGACGAAAAUUCAUCGGUCGAACAAAUUCAAGCCGAGUACAAGGUGCUGGCACUCCAGUACCACCCGGACAAGAAUGCAGGCGACAAGGAUGCCGAAGCAAUGUUCCAGAAAUUGAAGGAAGCCAAGGAAAUCCUGUGCGAUCCGGAGCGGCGGGCCAACUAUGACAAGUGGCGCAGCAGCGGCAUCCAGAUCAGCUACAAGAACUGGGUCGGCAUGAAGGAACACGUCCAGCAGAGCAUGCACUGGGCCACCCCGAAAACCAAGGACCGAAUGUUGCCGGAAACCGGUGCCGCGGCUGGUGCCGGCAGUGGUCUGAGCGCCGGUCAACCCAACCCGGCUCACCGACGUGCAUCGGAGGGCGGUGCAGCGCUGUACUACGGCGGUCGGAAGGGCGAGUGGGGCUCGGAGAAUCCGAGCGAGGUGGUCAACAAGUUCCGUAAUUAUGAAAUUUAAGCCCCCCUGGAGUGGAGGGUGGAAAGGGUGUUUGGUUUUAUUGUUUUUUUUUUUUCGUUUUCGUUACGAAUGAUUGAUGUGUGGUGAAUUGGGCGGUGGAUCGAGCUUCUUGAGUUUUCAGACCGGCUGCUAGCUGAUUGCAGUGAACCCCUCCUACGUGCUCCUUUUUACCGCCAGCUGGAUGCCGGUUUAGAAGACACUCGAAGUCGCUCGUUCAAUCGAGAGGAGCUUGCACCUACUUAUUGAUGUAUGAUGUUUUAUUUUACUUAAUUUGUUGUUUUUAAUUGAAAGAUUGUUUUUAAUGCCUUGUUUUCAAAUAUAAAAUAUUCCCAGGGGGAUUAAUUAAAUAAAAAUGUUAAAACAAAUAACAUUGUCAAAAUAAAUUUCAAGCAAAAUGAUUGUUGUUUCAUACAAAAUAAUU
Sabethes cyaneus is the source of this 1404-nucleotide messenger RNA. It is a transcript of the gene jdp, whose product is annotated as J domain-containing protein. NCBI's taxonomy places the organism in Eukaryota, Metazoa, Arthropoda, Insecta, Diptera, Culicidae. Gene Ontology annotation, cellular component: cytoplasm. The record is from RefSeq and is a predicted model, not a curated record. The transcript has 4 exons. Bases 456 to 983 code for a protein of 175 amino acids.